AUGGCUUUUAUCACCAUGGAUAUCGACGGCCGCGCAGAGCGUCUCUACGGCUAUGUGAUCCCAGGCCUUGAAUUCGAUCUAAUCCUUGGAAAGGGUUGGGCGGAACGAAAUGACGUCGUAUACAAAGCUGGAAAGCGCUUGCAAAUCGGCCGCGGCAACAGUCGCGUGAAGUUACCAUCGCCGACAUCAACAAAGCUCUCGCCAAGCUCAGCGAGAAGAAAGCGAAACCGACCCUUGAACAACUCCAGCAAGACGGCCGAAUCCCACAAGAGAUCAAAGAUAGAUAUCUGGGAUCAUGCCAUCAACCUCGAGAAAGACGACGAUGGUCGGCUGGAUCCGCGCCAGCAGUUCACCCGCCAGCGCGCCUGUCCUCUUCAACGACCGUUACCCUUUGCCGCUGAUCCGAGAGACCCUCCGCAACCUCGCCACUGCCCGAUGGUUCACCGCUUGACGUCCGCGCCGCUUUUCACAGACUUCGAGUCCGACACGGCGACGAAUGGAAAACCGCCUUUCGCACACGGCGCGCCCGCGACCUUCCAGCGCUAUAUCAACUCGCACCUCCACGACCUCCUCGACGAAUUCUGCUCAGCCUACAUGGACGACGUCAUCAUCUACAGCGACGGCGACUACCUUGACCACAUGACCAAGGUCCGUACAGUGAUGGAACGCCUCCGCAAUGCCGGUCUUAAACUCGACCUCGAAAAGUGCGCUUUCGCCGUGAAAGAAGUCAAAUACCUAGGAUUCAUCAUCAAAGCCGGCGAGGGCGUGACGGUCGACCCGGAGAAAAUUCAGGCUAUUCGUGACUGGGAGGCGCCCACAACAGUGACAGGUGUCCGCUCUUUUCUUGGAUUUAAGUUGACCAAAUGGAAUUGGGACGCUUCAGCGCAGAACGCCUUCAACAAGCUCAAGGAACUCCUCAUCACCUCACCCGUCCUCGCGAUGUUUCACCCGACCGCGAGACUACUGCGACCAGUCGGCUAUUUUUCACGCAAAUUCUCCGCUGCGGAGGUGAACUACGACAUUCACGACAAAGAACUUCUCGCCAUCGUCGCGGCAAUGGAGCACUUCUCAGGCGAGUUACGCAGCGUUGACAAAUUCAUAGUCGUCUCAGACCACAAGAACCUGCAAUACUUCAUGACCAACCGCCGCCUCUCCGAACGCCAGGUCCGCCUAGCGGAAACACUCUCUCGGUACACGUUCAAGAUCGUUUUUCGCGCUGGGAAGGACAAUACACAGCCGGACUUCCUCUCUCGCCGCGCCCAAGACCUGCCCGCUAACGGCGACGACGAGCGCCUUAAAAACCGCGAAUUCCAGCUGCUUAAAGAUCAUUGGCUACCUCCACGCACCGUCAAGCAUCACCAAGGCGACUACAUUCUUAACCAACUCGUCAGCGCGUUGCUCUGGGACCGCGGCCUGAUCGAAGACGGCGAGUACCGCAACAUACACGCCUCUGUUGUCCAAGGCAACGCCACCUUCCCUUCGGAAUACAACCUUUCUGUCCAGGUACCUGACUGCGAAAUCGACGACCGCGGAGCAUUGCUCCGGCGCGGCGCUUUAUGGACACACGACUCUCACAUUACGGGUCACCCUGGGCGCGACGUUACGCUCAACAUUCUUCAACGGAGCUACUUUUGGCCCCAGCAAUACCUUAUGUGCCACUACAGAUUCCACGGCUUUCCAAAGACGAUGACAUCUGACAGAGGCAGCAACUGGGUUAGCAAAUUCUGGCAACGGCUUUGUGAACUCGUGCGCAUUGAGCAACGUCUAUCCACGGCAUACCACCCUCAGACCGAUGGCGCUACCGAACGGAUGAAUCAAGAGGUCCUUGUUUACUUACGAAUCUUCGUCGCCUACGCCCAGACCGACUGGGCAGGUCUUCUGCCAAUGGCCAUGCUCGCGAUCAACAACCGCGAUUCCUCUGUCACGGGUUACAGCCCCUUUUUCCUCACUCACGGGUACCACGCCGAGCCUAUCCAACAAAACCAAAUCUCAUCUCGCUCCAAAACCGACCCCAAGGCCCGUGCCGACCACUUCAUUGCCCGCCUACGAGAGGGUCAAGAAUUAGCCCAAGCAGCGAAAGCGACGGCACAACAAAUCAUGGAACACCAGGCGAAUAAAGGGCGGCGGCCAAGUCAAAAGUUCGUUGUCGGGGAGAAAUCGGGCUCGUGA
This is a messenger RNA of Hirsutella rhossiliensis, 2169 nucleotides long. RefSeq names its product reverse transcriptase (RNA-dependent DNA polymerase) domain-containing protein. Gene Ontology annotation, biological process: DNA integration. The record is from RefSeq and is a predicted model, not a curated record. The coding region runs from base 1 to 2169 and encodes 722 amino acids. The transcript is spliced from 11 exons. Gene Ontology annotation, molecular function: nucleic acid binding. Lineage: Eukaryota; Fungi; Ascomycota; Sordariomycetes; Hypocreales; Ophiocordycipitaceae.